Molecule: messenger RNA, 2877 nt
Organism: Pseudocercospora fijiensis CIRAD86
Lineage: Eukaryota; Fungi; Ascomycota; Dothideomycetes; Mycosphaerellales; Mycosphaerellaceae
Exons: 9
Coding region: 1-2877 (958 amino acids)
Source: RefSeq, a predicted model, not a curated record
AUGUUCUUACUAUGCAUCCGUUCCUCCCGUGGUCAACCGCAGAUUUCUCUGAGCUUCGCUUUUGACGUUUUGCAAACCUUGGCGGAGUUUAUUCUAGUUCUACCGAGCUUGACCGAUGAUCGACAGGAGCGUUGUCCUUGUUUGGAAUUUGGACAUGGCUCACCUGCAGCCUCCUUCAGCCGCACUUUUCACGUUGCUGAUUUAGUGGUAGGCCUCUUCUUUUUUGAAAGCGUUAGCGGGCGCAUCAUGCUCGCUGCGAUUCUCUCGCUAACAUGUCUUGCUGGAAUGCGUCUAGUGCGAGCUGAUCGUAAGUGGCAGGCAGAGACAUCUUCUGCAGUGGGCGACUAUGUUGCUGCUGGGCUUGCUCUGUCUUCCACGGCAUCGGCAGCGGCAUCGGUAACGGGAACGGCAUCGGCAUCGGCAUCGGCAUCGGCAUCGGCAUCGGCAUCGGCAUCGGCAUCGACACCGGCAGCCGGGACGCAGCCUGUAGCGACGGGUCUGGUAACGGUAGACGGGACGGUGUUCACAGCAACAAAGCUUGAGAAUGGUGACAUUCUGGUUGCAAAUGCCACCGUACAUCCGUCGCCAGCCAGGACCGGCACUGCGGCAUCGAUUGGCACCUCAGAUCCGACAGAUUGCUACGCAUCAUGGCAGCAGUAUUGGACAGCGGGUCGCGCUUCUCUGCUGUCCAACUACAGCUACACGCCGUCGUCGACACCCGUCACCACCUUGACCUCGACCGACGAAGAAACGUUCAGCGCGCGGCCACUGACCACGUCCACAGACAUCACCACCAUCGACACAGAGAUUCCCAUCGUGAAUGGCGGCUUCACAAUCUCCACUCAGACGAUCCUGUCGACCUCUAGCUAUGUCUAUACCCAGUCAUCUGAACCUGCUAGCACAAGCACAUGGACCUGGACCUACACCUCCUAUGCUACUCUUGCGCCAAACGCGACGGUCAGUGUGCCGCCGAAGCCCACGUGUACGCUCCCAUCUGUCGUGCCGGACUGCCAGUCUUCUUGGGAAAACUGGAUCACCACACAACUCAUUCCGUCGCCAACACCUCCGCCACAUUGCGAUAUUGGUGCCGGCUUCCUCAAUAACCAGAACACAGUGCCAGCAUGCGCGACCUCGUUCUCUUCACUGGUCACCGCAUAUUCUGAGUCGAUUGGCACCUAUGCCCAAAGCGAGCCCGCGUGUACAGUGGCUUCCAUCAGCGGAUCCUUGUGCCAGUCCGUGCGCGACAACUACCAAAUGGAUGAGAACUACAUCUUCAAGCCCUCAAAUGAUGCCUUCUUCUUUAAUCAAGGCACACUCGGAAACUAUAAUGGCAUACGCACAUCUUGGUACUGGCCUACGUCUUCCACCCUCGGAUCUGCACUUGGCUGUACGCUUGGAUGCGGACGAUGCGCUGUCACUGGCGGCACAGUGGAGCUCAUCUACUGGCCUGAAGCAACACCUACCCCGGCUGCCCGCAAUGGAAGCUCACCAGGUCGUGCUACACCGCAAGCAACUGCACCAGUCACUGUGGAGACACUGGGAACGACUUUUACCUCUCCCACGCUGUACAUCUCUUAUCACAGCUUGUACGCCGACAAUGCUUGUGGCACCAUUGGCACUGUCAUCAGCAACACCAUUCUGGCAAUCCCCACUGAUCAGCCGCUCUCAAGUGUCUAUGCUGGGACCAUGCCCUGCGAUGCACACUUCCGCCCUACGCAGGUAUGGACCGGGACUGCUCCAUUCACCGUGCAGGACCUACCCUCUCCAGCUUACAGCAUCUAUUCUUCACAGCCUUGGUGCCAGACCUAUGUCCGAAACAAUGGUUGCGGAAAUGUCACGUGCCCUACUACUGCUGCUUACAAGCCAAUUCUCGUUGUACCUACUCCGCUCCUGCAGAGCAUGCAGCCAGCCUGGUCGAACUGCUGGGGAGACAUUCGUGGAGUCUAUGAUCCACCUAUUGCUCUUACACAAGUCACAUCGGCGAAAGGCCCAACUGUGCCCUAUGGUCCAACACAGACCGGCGACUCUUCGAAGCCAACAUCAGACCCAGCGACGCCGGCUUCUGGUCCAGCUCCAACGACACCUACGCCUACUGCAAUUCCUGACAACCUUCCGACGAGCACCGGCGAUGACGGACCCACAAUACCCCAUGUCUCUUCUGAUGAGCCACAGUCCACUGUAAACAUUGGCGGCCAGCUGACGUCUGUGCUGGGUGGUUACUCUGACCCGACUCAGCCUGCGCCAGAUUCUGAUCCAAAUACAGUAGCUACAGUCGGAUUCCAGACUCUUACUGUCUCUCAGCUUUCAGGAAGCAGCGGCGCUGUCGUCGUAGCGCAAGGCGGCGACACCCAGACCCUAAACGCAGGAGACAAUCCCAUCACACUUGGAAAUCAAGCCGCUAGUAUCGCAUCUAACGGAGCUCUAAUAAUCGGCACCGGUAACUCAGCAACCACCAUCGACCCAUCCCAGCAAACUUCGACUCCAGGCGUCGAGAUCGCUCAAAUCGGGCCAGAAACAUACACCUUCUCAAACCUACCAGGCACAAGCGGCGUCGUAAUCAUCAACGCCGACAAAACCACAACUCUCAUAGCAGGAGCCUCCGCCAUAACCCUCGCAUCUCAAAUCUUCAGCAUCGCGUCCUCUGGCCGAGUCGUUCUCGGAACCGGAAUUUCUGCUACCACCCUCGGCGUAACGCGUUCGGAAUCCACAUCCUCCUCGUCGACUACGAAAAUUUCCAACAUGAAUACAGGCGGCGCAGCAGCAGCAGCAGCAGCAGCUUCUCGAGCUUGGGGAGCUUGUUUCGUUGCAUUGAAUGACAUGAACGGCAUAGAUAGAGAAAUGAUAAUAACGAAUGGCAUACAGAUACACGAACUAUGA